Messenger RNA from Penicillium waksmanii, 225 nucleotides. RefSeq lists its product as uncharacterized. The transcript is spliced from 2 exons. NCBI's taxonomy places the organism in Eukaryota, Fungi, Ascomycota, Eurotiomycetes, Eurotiales, Aspergillaceae. Bases 1 to 225 code for a protein of 74 amino acids. The record is from RefSeq and is a predicted model, not a curated record.
AUGUUGCUGGUUAGCUCGGUGGCCACGACCUUCAGGCUGCCUCCUCCUCCCGAUCUCCCCGGGGAUCGCCGGGUGCUUCGAGCGCCCGACCUCGCAGGAAACGGGCUAGGUGCUGAAGCCGGUGCCGGUGCUGCUGCUGAUGUCAACCCCGAAGCCGAUGGCCAAGGAGAGUUGCCCCGACUGCGCAGCAAGACCGUCAAACAGGAGAAGCGGAAGGACCGAUAA